AUGUAUUGUUACGAACAUAGAAUUCGUCAAGAUGGAAUUGUUUGCGAUCGUGAUUUAUGUCCGCCUUGGUCAUUUUUUUCUUCAACAGGAGGAAAUAAAGUAGUGCCUAGAGCCAUGUUUGUAGAUUUAGAGCCAACAGUUCUCGAUGAAAUCAGAACUGGUAGAUUUAGAUCACUUUUUAACCCUCGUAAUUUAAUAUCCGGAAAAGAAGAUGCGGCCAAUUGUUUUGCUAGAGGGUAUUUUACGUUAGGAAAAGAAAUUAUUGAUUUGUUAUUACAUCGCCUACAUAAUUUGGCCGAAGAUUGUGAUAAUCUUCAAGGUUUUCUUAUAUUUCGAGCUUAUGGCGGUGGUACCGGUUCGGGAUUAACCGCACAUCUUUUAGAAAAAUUAGAUGUUGAUUAUCCGAAAUGUAGUUUAAUGGAAUUUUCCAUAUAUCCAGCACCUAAGUUAUCGUCUAUUAUCGUGGAACCUUAUAAUGCCGCAUUUGCAACUCAUUUAUCAUUAGAACACGCAGAAGGUUGUUUUCUUAUCGAUAACGAAGCUUGUUACGAUAUUUGCGAUCAUCUUUUGGAUGUUUGUUCUCCGACAUUUAGCAACAUAAAUUGUUUGAUGGGUCAAGUGGUAUCUGCCGUUACGGCAUCACUUCGAUUUCCGGGUGAUAUCAACGUAGAUUUUAAAGAUAUACAAACAAAUUUAAUACCCUAUCCUAGAAUUCAAUUUCCUCUUAUAAGUUAUGCUCCUUUAAUGUCAAAAAAACAAGUUCUUUAUGAAAAUAAUUCAGUUAAUUCAUUGCUUGAUGCUUGUUUUGAACCUUCUCAUCAGAUGGUUAAAUGUGAUCCCAGAAAAGGUAAAUACAUGGCUUGCACUGUUUUAUUCCGAGGUGAUAUUUCUAGUUCGAGUAUAAGUUCAGCAAUAAAUUCAUUAAAAGUUAAAAAAGCGGCUAAUUUUGUCGAUUGGUGUCCAACCGGAUUUAAAGUUGGCGUUAAUUCUCAACCUCCAAUUAACGUACCUGGAGGUGAUCUUAUUGCAACCGAUCGAUCUUGUCUAAUGUUGGCCAACACCUCCGCCAUAAAAUCAGCUUGGGAAAAAAUCGUUAGUAAAUUUGAUUUAAUGUUUGAAAAAAAGGCUUUUUUGCAUUGGUACGUUGCCGAAGGACUCGAUGAAGCU
Molecule: messenger RNA, 1167 nt
Organism: Pediculus humanus corporis (human body louse)
Lineage: Eukaryota; Metazoa; Arthropoda; Insecta; Psocodea; Pediculidae
Product: tubulin alpha chain, putative
Exons: 5
Biological process (GO): mitotic cell cycle; microtubule cytoskeleton organization
Cellular component (GO): cytoplasm; microtubule
Molecular function (GO): structural constituent of cytoskeleton; GTP binding
Source: RefSeq, a predicted model, not a curated record